UCUUCCUUACUCGGUUGCGAGACCAAGCGAGCAUACCUCCGCACUUAUACUUAAAUGUGGAGAUAAACUUUCCUUUUCUCUAAUCUUUAAGGGCUUUUGUUAUAGAAAACACUAUUCAAAGUACCAUCACGUACAUUAUGUUACUCAAACUAUAAUUGCUGGAACAUGGAUAAAGGAAAUUAGUACGAUAACUUAAUUCCGACACAUGAAUCUAAGGGAAUUUUAGGCUAAUAGCUAGCUGGCGAGCUGGAUGACCGAGUGUUUUUAGUCCUUAUUGUGCUUUUUUUCUUGCAGGAAGUAACGGCGCAAAACUUUGCAGUUUCGCCUUCGAAAAUCUAUUUGAACUGGAAAUAUGAAAAAACCACGUCUGGAUUUUAAUGGAUGAUUUUCACGUCUGUUCCGUUUUUUUCCCUCUGCGUGGUUUGUUGUGAAUAUAACUCGGAAUCGCACAGGGAGCGUGAGUGCCGUUGUUGGACCGUUGAUACUCUCAAACUCGCUGCUAAGACGCGCGGGGUAUAACUUACGUUGCAAAUCUGUUUGCAAAUGGUGCAUACUAGCUAUUCAGAUUCUCAACGGUUAUUUGAUGGCUUGAUUGAAAAUGGAUCUAGAUUUAGACAUGGGAAAUUUGGAGUUUUGUGCCAUGCAGUUUAAAUCGAGGAUUUGAAAUCGUGGAAGCUGAGAAUAUACGAAAGUUCAGGAGUUUUACCUAAGAGAGCUGCAUGAUAUUUUCUUCGUCUGUUCACGUGCAACGGAUUGCAAAUUUAUCAACAUUUCAGACCUCUGGAUUACGAUCAUUUCUUUUACAAGAUGCCACAACUUAACGGAGGCGGCGGAGACGAUUUGGGAGCGAAUGAUGAACUAAUUUCCUUCAAAGACGAAGGAGAACAGGAGAAAAUAUCAGAAAACGUUUCGGCUGAGGGGGAUUUGGACGACGUGAAAUCCUCUUUGGUAAACGAAUCGGAAAUCAACAGCAGCGCCUCUGAUUCUGAGCAAACUGAGAGGCGCCCUCAACCAAGAUCAGUCCUAGAAAGUUACGAGAAGCAGAGAGAGUACUAUGCCGAAGCAUUAAGAAGACAGCAAGAUGGAGGCUUUUUUAAGAGCCCCCACUAUCCUGGCUACCCGUUUCUAAUGAUCCCGGACCUAACCAACCACUACCUAUCCAACGGGUCCCUGUCUCCCAGCACUAGAACGUUCCUCCAGAUGAAGUGGCCUCUUCUGGACCUUCCGACACCCCCAACCCUCAAGGACUCCAGAUCCCCCACCCACGGACACCUGUCCAACAAGGUUCCGGUGGUGCAGCACGCCCCCCACAUGCACCCCCUGACGCCCCUCAUCUCCUACAGCAACGACCGCUUCUCCCCCACCAGCCCCCCCUCGCACCUCUCCCCGGAGAUCCUGGACCCGAAAACAGGUAUUCCGCGGACCCCUCACCCCUCGGAGCUCUCGCCGUACUACCCCCUCUCGCCUGGGGCGGUCGGGCAGAUCCCUCACCCCCUGGGCUGGCUGGUGCCGCAACAGGGGCAGCCCGUGUACUCUCUCCCUGGGGGUGGCUUUAGGAGCCCCUAUCCUGCGCUCGCCAUGAACGCGUCCAUGUCCAGUCUGGUGUCCAACCGCUUCUCCCCCCACAUGGUGCCCCACCCGCACCACGGCCUGCACCAGACGGGGAUCCCCCACCCCGCCAUCGUCUCCCCGGCCGUCAAGCAGGAGCCCAACGGCGACGGCGUCGGACACUCCGCUCACACGAAGUCCUCGGGGUCAGCGAAGAGGGAAGAAGAGAAGAAGCCCCACGUUAAGAAGCCAUUGAACGCCUUCAUGCUCUACAUGAAGGAGAUGAGGGCCAAGGUGGUGGCCGAGUGCACUCUGAAGGAGAGCGCUGCCAUCAACCAGAUCCUGGGCAGGAGGUGGCACUCUCUGACGAGGGAGGAGCAGGCCAAGUACUACGAGCUGGCGAGGAAAGAGAGACAGCUGCACUCCCAGCUCUACCCGGGCUGGUCAGCACGGGAUAACUAUGGAAAACGGAAGAAGAGGAAGCGAGACGGUAAAAGGCCUGACUUAACAGAAGACGUGAUCCUGUGUCAGAGCAAGAGGCCGUUCGUGCCGCACAUGCCCCCGGAGAAGCCGUGCGCCAGCCCCGCCUCCUCCCACGGCUCCAUGCUGGACUCCCCCGCCACGCCCACGGCGGCCCUGGCCUCCCCGGGCGCGCCCGCCCCCACCCACUCCGAGCAGGCCCAGCCCCUCUCCCUCACCACCCGGCCCGAGGGCCGCCCGCGUCCCCCCUUCCCCCUGCUGAGCAGGGCCUCCGCGGCCCCCCCCCCCUCCUCCUCCUCCUCCUCCACCUCCUCCCUCUCCCCCUGCUCUUCCUCAGCAGCCUCUCCGCCCGGCGUCUCCCUCCACCGGACCACGCCCCUCCUCCUCUCCCGCCCGAUGGCCUUCUCCUCCCUGCCGCCCUCCAUGCUGUCUCCGCCCACCUCGCUCCACUCGGCAGCGCAUUCCCAUCAUGCCCUGUUUCAGUCUCAGCCCCUCUCCUUGGUUACCAAAUCGACUGACUAAAUAGCGAAAUUCAAAAAAAGAGCGGUUUGGUUUUUUCCCCCGUUUUUAAUGCUGUAUAUUGCUUUGUACCUCAUUUUUAUAUAGGUGCUAGACCAAGUUUUUUUUUUUUUUUACAAAUGUAUAUGAAAAAGGAAAAAAAAAAUUGGUCAAUAUUUGACCACCACCUCUUGUAUUUGGCUUCUCUCUGAAACUAAGUGUAUUUUUGUAAAGUUUUAUUAAAGAACUGGUUACUUUUCUCAUACUAAUUUCUCUAAUGUGCUACUUACAAAACAAAAAUGUAUAAAAUAUUUCCUUUUUUUUAAAAAGAAAGUAAAAACAAUAUACAGUUUUUUUUUUUUAGUUGAAACCUGACUAAUGAUGCUAGUUUUGAGUUUAUUACCCACUACUGCUCAUCCCUUCUCAGUGUGAGCUGUGAAACACUAGUAAAAACCCCUGAACGCUCACUCCUUCUGUCCAGAGGAUUGCAGGGAUGAAACUUCACAGCCCAAAAACACUCCACUCAGGACACCAUUGUGGUUCGGGAGACUGAACAAACGGUCCAAAAUGGCCGCCACAUCAGCUAGUCGCAACGCUCGACUGUUUGACCAAAGGCAAAUAAACAGCAGGCCUUAACUUCUCGGGUAGCUGUGCUGGACCCCCUCCAUCACUGUCAGCUGGAACUAAAAAAUCUCUGCACCUGUUUCCCUGGGGGACACAGUUUAGAGCGCCCCCCCCAGAAGGACAGUAGUUGUGCCAAAGAUAAGUAGAUCAUAGUAUGCCUUGUUCUUCAAUGGGAAGAGAUUGCCACGCACAGCUGUUAUUGAACACUAAUGCUUAAUACUUUGCCAGUAGGUUUAGAAAAUCUUGCGUUUUUGGGAGGAUGGAGCUGAUUGGCUGUGCUGUCGGGAAGAUGGCACUGGUUGGAUUUCCUCUGGGAAAUUUGCCUCUCAGAAAACCCACAUCCUGAUCUGUCCCAUUUUAUCUUUCACGUUUUCUAAGUUUUGUAUUUUUUUAUUGUGAAAAUCUUGUUCUCAAGUUCUAUUAAACCGUGAAAUUAAAAUAUAAAAGUUUGAAAGUU
Anguilla rostrata (American eel) is the source of this 3607-nucleotide messenger RNA. RefSeq names its product transcription factor 7-like 1-A. The record is from RefSeq and is a predicted model, not a curated record. Gene Ontology annotation, cellular component: beta-catenin-TCF complex; chromatin. Gene Ontology annotation, biological process: regulation of transcription by RNA polymerase II; canonical Wnt signaling pathway. The transcript has 12 exons. Gene Ontology annotation, molecular function: RNA polymerase II cis-regulatory region sequence-specific DNA binding; DNA-binding transcription factor activity, RNA polymerase II-specific. The coding region runs from base 808 to 2550 and encodes 580 amino acids. NCBI's taxonomy places the organism in Eukaryota, Metazoa, Chordata, Actinopteri, Anguilliformes, Anguillidae.